This is a messenger RNA of Hydractinia symbiolongicarpus, 1893 nucleotides long. RefSeq names its product volume-regulated anion channel subunit LRRC8C-like. Lineage: Eukaryota; Metazoa; Cnidaria; Hydrozoa; Anthoathecata; Hydractiniidae. Bases 187 to 1893 code for a protein of 568 amino acids. The record is from RefSeq and is a predicted model, not a curated record. The transcript is spliced from 3 exons.
AAUAAACGGCGAAUGGUUUUUGAAAGACCGUAAUCAAUUUAUAUAAAAUUAUACAGAUAUUAGUCAUGCGAUUAUAUUUUUAAUUGCUUUGGAAUAUACCUUUCAGGUGUAAAUACGAGAACAUUUGGCAGAGACGAGAAUAUUACUUUUUAACUAAAUGCUGGUUCAAUUCACAAUUUUGGUUAGAUGAUUUCUUUUAACGACGCUGCUCGCUUCUCAGAAGAAAGCAAAGCUGUAAAGACGUUUAAACCAUGGUGGGAUGUUGUGCUCGAUUAUUUAUUAGUUGGAUUGCUAUUGAUUGCUUUAUUAUCCUGGACAAGAGUUAUUUCCACGGAUUCAUCUGGUUUGAUUUGCGUACCUCGGGACAAAACCGUCUCUUAUGGUUUUGUAUUUGCGAAGUACUUUAACGCAAAAUGCACGCAAGAGUCUGAAGCACGGUUGCUUCUGUAUUACCCCUACUUUCUUUUUCUUCAAUGGUUGGUUUUAUUCCUACUACAAACUUCAUGGUUAAAGAUUCCAACAGUGAAAAACAGAUUUGAUUGUUAUUAUUAUCUUUUCACGCAACUGAUGUGCGCGGAGAAACCUUAUUACCACUAUCAUUCAUCAUAUGACGUCAUUGACGCUAUUGAUGACGAAUACGGUACGGUGAACUCGGAAGCGUUGCGCAGCACGCGAAAUAAAGUGAUGUUGUUGUUACGAGAAAAAAGUAUCUUGAUUUGGAUCUACCUUGCUAAAAUUGUCUCGCUUUUUGUGUCUUCUUUGUUGUUCUUCUGUCUGAUGGUGUUCUGGGUGAUGACUUUAAAUUUCGAACAAGUUGACUUUGAUUGCAAGUUUAACAUUAAAACUGACGUCAUAACGAACAACCUGAUAUGUAAUUUUUCUCCAGCUUUUUUUUUAUAUGGUGUUAUUCUUGCCAAUCUUGGGUUUCUCGUUUUUCUAUUUUUUAUUUCAUUUUACGCGAUAUACUGGAUGAGUUCAGGAAGACAUUUCUAUCUUUUAAACUUAUCUGGUGUAAAAAAUAUGCCUGGAGUUAUGGAUUUACAAUUUUGUGUGGAUUUAAUAGCAAGUAACUUAAAAAAUGGACAAGAUAUACAAUUGUUGCUUCGCGAUAUCUUAGCACAAGAAUUUAAUUCAUGCACUGGUCUGCCUCAUGAAACUUCAGCAGAUGUUUUUAACAAAGAAUUAGAUAUAGUGCGUUGGAUCAUGCAUCGUAUUGGCUUACAAGAAAUCUCAAUGAAUAAAUGUUCUUCUGGACUCAACGACGUUAUAGAGGAAGUUAGGACAUCUUUACCAGAGUUUAAAUCAAGAGAAUCAUCCAAUUUGGUAGCCAAUAUCGUGAAUCAAAUUUCGCAACAUCCCAGUGAAUAUAUGAAAUCUCAAGAAAAUUAUAAACACGAAUGUCAGUAUAUCCUACAAGCAACAUCUACAAUCCUAAACGUCAAAAUUGUUCUCAUCACAAGUGAGCAAAAUAUACAACAAGUUUAUCUUCCACGUGUACCAUUAUUUGACAGUGAAAACAGAACAAAGUUUCUAGUUUUUGUAAAGCCACAGUAUUUCAGUGCUACAGAAUUAUCUAACCCUGAAGAAGACGAAGGGCUAGGAACAAAAUGUCGCAGACUUUUUUACAGCUCCAAUGUUUCGUACAGGGAGAAGCUAUUGCAGGCUGCAAUUGAACAUUUCAAACAGAAUCGUUAUAACAAAUGCUCUGAGCGUGUUGACGCGGAAGAAACAAACUUGAUUUGUCCGUCCAAUGAAGACGAUAAUGGUGACGAUGAUGACAAUAACAUUCUUGUCCAACGCAGUGACAAAAACAAUACAUUAAGAUUUUUACAUGAUUGGGAAUAUGUUAGCUCAAACAAUGACCUUGAAGAUGGCUUGUUGACUAGGUUGUAA